AUGGCGGGAGCUGCUAGUGCUGCGAACGCUGCUGCCGCCUGUGGGACCGCCUCCAACGGUGCUGCUGGCAAAGGUGGUGCGGGGGGGCCUGAUCCGAAGGCUGCCCGAGUUUCGGACGUCUCCGGCGAGGAGCUGCGCACCAUCUUGACGGGCAUGAACCGCGUGCAGCUGGCGAUUGCAGCCACCCCAGGCAUGCAGGCACGACUUGUUGCUUUUGGAGAUCGCAUUGGUGCCCUCGAGGCCCGCAUCGACGCUGAACCUGAGAAUGGCAACACCGCAAUGAGGUCCGAGAGCGCCGAGCUGCUAAAGGAUGUCGUCGAGCGCCUCGGCAAGCUGGAGGAAUGCCGCAGCUGGGGCUUCAGCUUCAAUACUUCGCAUUCCAUUACUUUCCCGAACUCCCACCCCGCGAAGCCGAUCUUGUCCAAGGUCAAUGACGAUGGCCUGCAGUGUACGGAUCCCGCGAGCCAGAGGCACUUCCUGAGGGCGAAGCCCGACACCCCAGGGAACAUCCGCGAGGCCAACCUCGGGCUGGCUUCCCCGACCCCGAGGUUCAAGUUGGCCGAUGUGGGAAGUAGCUUGUGGCUGAUCUUGGGCAAGGGUGCCAGUGUGCUAAAGUAUCAGACCAGGAAGCCGAGCGCACGGCUGCGGCGGAGUGCCGCGGCGGACGCGCGGGUGAAGAGCCUCACGCAGGGCCUCAGCGGCGCGCUGCUCUUGCUUGCGCUCAAGCUGGGCUCCUGGGUCAGCACAGGUGCCAGCACCCCGGGCGGGCGCCUCGGCGCAGAGAUGGAGACGUGGCGACAGGGCCAGUGGCAGUGGAGGCAGUGGCAGUGGCAGCCCGGGGCCCAGUUGGCAGUGGAUGCGGUGCAGGGGGUGCUGCGGUGUGCCAGCUCCCUCGGGCUCGCCAACUGCGUGGGCAUGGAGGCUGCGGACGUGGUGCAGCACGAAGCCACCGCCACGCUGCAGAAGAUGCUGGACGCUGCUGAGGCGGAGGCUGCGCCUGCGAAGCGGGGAUGCUUGGUCGCGGCUGCCGGGCUCGCCAGCGCGUGCCUGGACUUGGUGGAGGCUGUAGAUUUGGACCUGGCAGCCAAGAUGGACGAGUGCUUCCAGGAGGGCCGACUUGUUGUCUGGGGCUUCAGUGUCGGUGUCGCCGAGGCUGUGGCCUUCAGCCUUGCGGCGGUGGUGGGCGCCGCAGCCUCCAGCGAGGCUGACCUCCAGGAUGCUGAAGCGGCGGCCUGCCUCGAGAAGCUUUGCCUGGACGUGGACUGUAUCUCGAUGCAUGUCUUUGGCGGCCUCUGCCGCAUGGACGCUGUGGACGGGGAAGAGGCAAGGCUGGUGCAUGCGUUUCAGUGCAUAUGCGUUUGGUCACUUGCAUUAGUGUUUCACUUCACCAACCGAGGCGAGCUCACCAGCGAGGCGCUCUGGGAGUGGGCAUCGGGCGAUCCCACCUGGGCUCUUGUGCUCGCCAAGGGAGUGCUGUUGUAUGACCCAUCAGGCCAGCCGGAUGCGGCUUUGCCGGUGCCUGAACACUUGGCUUUUCUCAGGGAAGCUGUGGUCGCAGCCUCGACUGGCCUGUGCGCGCCCGCCAUUGCCUUCAGGGAUGAGCUGGACGCAGAUGUCAUCGUGGUGAGGCUGUGGCAGCGCAGCGUGGGCCUGGCUCUGCACCGUGCCCGCCUUGCCGUGGCGGCCAGCGACAGCAGCUUCCUCUGCGCCGUGCUGCGGGGGGCGCUGCAGCGCGACGGGGCCAACGCCUCCUGUCUGCCAGCUCUCGCCUCCUUCCUCGCCUCCCUGACCAAGAGCGCGGACCACCUCUUCAGCCUGGCAGAGGCGCAGGGCGUCGCGGACGCCUUCUCGGAAGAGGUCUGCGUGCACAGCUCCGCGCUCUGGGGCCUGCUGUCGGAGGUGCCGCGGGGCUGCUCUGCUCCGACGGGCGCCCGCUUCCUCGUGGACUGCGCGAGCCUCGCCUUCGCGGCGCCGCCGUGCCACGAGGCCUGCGCGGAGUUCCUGCGGGGCUGCUUCGAGGGCUUCGCGGGGCCGGACCUCGACCCGUCGCGCCUGGCCCCGCUGCUGGCCCUGGCGGUCAACGCCGGCCUUGCGCCCAGAGGCGGCGACGCUCUCGCGGGGGCGCUGGGCGCCCUCGCGCCGGAACAGCGAGGCCGGGUGGCGGAGCGCCUGGGCCGCUGCCGCAUCCCUUUGCGGCCUUCCGCGGUGCAGCCGCUCUGGGCAGCACCCCCGCCCGCGCGCUCGGGGCCCGAGGCGGCCCCGGCAGCGGGGGCACGCCGCCCAGGGCUGCGGGAGAUCCUGGGCGGGGCGCCCGCGGAGCUUUGCUGCAGCCUGGACGGCAGGCUCCUCCGCGCCGGCCUCGCGCGCGCGCUCGCGGCCGCGCCGGGGCGCUGCCCGCUCUCGGGGCUGCCGCUGGCCCUGGAGGACUGCUGGCGCGACGGCGGCCUGCGCGCGAGGGCGGCGCGGUGGGUGCGCGAGGCGCGGCCGAGGCAGCAGCCUCCGUGA
Molecule: messenger RNA, 2505 nt
Organism: Prorocentrum cordatum
Lineage: Eukaryota; Dinophyceae; Prorocentrales; Prorocentraceae
Source: the annotation of a GenBank genome assembly